AUGAUAGACAGUGGAGAAGUGAUAGGACAGGUGGAUUGUUUCCGCUAUCGAAGCGGUGCCACGCGCCUUGCCUGCGGGUGUCUCUUUCAACCAAUUACCCUUGCCCGGGGAGACGUCAUCGCAACGUUCGACCGUCGGUUUGUAGACAGCAGCUUAACCAUGGAGACGGAACACUACAAACCGGAGGACGAUUACGGCGAGCUCGUGCAGCGCAGCACCUACUGGGUACGGGCACUGGCCACAACGAUGGGCAUCUGGCCCGGCCAGUACGUUUCGAUGCGCAGCCACUGGUACCGAAGGCUGUACUACUUUAUGCUGCUGAUGCAUUGGCUCAACACCUACCUGCAGACGGAGUUUUUCUUCCGAAAUCUGGGCAAUCUUGGUUUGGUAGUGCAGGGACUUUGCAGCUUCGUUAGCAUCACCACCACCGGCAUUAAGGUGAUGCGCAUCCACGCGUACGAGGCCGAGAUAGUGCAGCUAUGGCAAACGUUGCAAGAUGCGACCUUCAUCAAGAAGAUAAGAUUUUUGCGCAAAACCGACCGGGGAACUAUCUUCCACCGCAUCCACAAGCUACUGGCGCGCCAGUGCAAGGAGGUGCAGCUUAAUCUGCGCUUCUACACGCUGGUCGUGGGGCUGGUGGCGUCAAACUAUUCCAUCAUACCUGCCUGCAGCAAUCUGUACAAUCAGUUCCAGGGCAAUGCAUUCAACCGAAGCUUUGUAUACAACACAUACUAUCCCUUGCUGGAGCCUGUUAAACGACGCAGCCCACUGUUUGAGCUACUGUUCUGCUCGGAAUCACUGUCCGGCUACACCACCUGGGCCGGGGUGGUGGCGUUCGACGGUCUGUACGUCGCGAUGGUACUGUACGCCGCUUCGCUGAUGCGUCUGCUGAGAGAUUUGCUGCACGAAACGGCGAACCCCAGGUUGACGGACGCGGAGCGUGCCUUCUUUCAGCGGGAAUGCAUACUGCACCACAUCCGCACGAUACAGCUGAUUGAGAAGAUAAAUGAAAUCUUUUCGCCGGUGCUGCUGGUGCAACUGUUUACCAGCACCUCGAUUAUCUGUGUCAUUGCAUUUGCCGCCAGUAUGCACGCUGAUGAGGGCGAUUCGCAAACGAUGCUGAUGGUGCUCUACCUGAUAGCGGCUAUCUACCAGCUGUUCCAGUUCUGCUGGUACGGCCAGCGGCUCCAGAACGAGGUAAGGGCAUUUCUCACGAUCGGUUCGGAAAUCAGGUCAAUGUUUGGACAGAAUGGGAACAGCAUGCUCCAAUUGUUGAAACCUGCCUUCCAACCUUCCCCAACCUACUGCACGGUUUGUUUGAUUUAUUCCCACCGACCAGGGUACCGAGCUGCCCCGCUCGUGCUGCUCCGGGUGACACACCUCCACCGCGGAGUCCGUUCUGGGUACGCUCACCUUACUGCUCUGCUUAUCACCGAUUUCGAACAGAUAAUCCGAAGUGCUGCAUCCUACUUUACCGUACUGCAGACGCUAGCCGAGGAAUAGACCGAAGCGAUGAGCCGUCGCAUUGCGCUUGGCGAGCCCCUUCGAACGUAGUUAUUUUCUCUCUCUCUCUUUCUUUGGCACGUAAACGCACACUCGCACACACAGGGUGCAGGCCGGUUCGAUGCAGAUAUUGGCCGUAUUCGAGCGGUCCAGACCCACAGUACAAAGUACAGCACGGACGGCGAGUGUCGAAACCACAAGGCUGGCCCGUAAAGCGCGAUAAGCCCCGUGCGGGAGUCGACGCUGAUCAACAUCACGCGCUACGGUAGCAGAGGUCGCUCGCAUUGUGUUUUCGGGGAGGGGAUAUUUGGGCGAAGGCUGGCCCUUAUCGCUGGCAAACUCAUCCAAACAUAUGAUGCACAUACACGCACAUACAACACGGAUACACUCGACGGGUGAGAGUCAAUUAGUCAGUUCCGAUUUCUGUGCACAAUGGGAAAGCACCAAAACGGUGCUUUGAAUGGUUGAUAAGGCGUGCGCGGUUGAUGCAGGAUCAAUCCCGGUUCCCGGAUAGGUCACGAUGCCAAUCUAGAGGGGGCAGCGGGAUGAGAGGUACACUUAUUUGCCGGUCACUUUAAUUAACAAUUGCACUAAGCCGGAGAUCUUACGCGCUCGGUCCCAUUUGGCCUGCUGUUGAUCGAGCCCGUGCGAAAGCUAUCUCUCUGCAGCAGUGGUCUGUGGAUACCGGGUGCCAGAGUGAUUGGUUUUUUUUUGCUGUCGUUGACGCACAGUAUCGAUGACGCACGUUCGUCACCAUUCGUUGCGGGUAGUGGCGCUGGCGCGCGGUAAAAACAUCUUAUUACAAGAUCGAUGCUCAAUUAAAUGAUCGUACAUUGCUUUUUUAAUAGCCACGUGUAGGUGCGUGUGUUUGGUGCACUAGAAAGUUUUAAUAAAAUGGACCCCCUGGUGCAGGUGUAUGUUUUGCUUCCUCUGGCAACUGUAGUUAAAUAGAUCAUUAAUGUAUGCUUCGAGUGGGGUCUUUUCUGUGUAUUUUUCCGCUCGGUAUGUGAAUCGUUGGGCGGAUCCUGUGGUACUGUCAUCAACUUGCACGACCUAACA
Molecule: messenger RNA, 2562 nt
Organism: Anopheles merus
Lineage: Eukaryota; Metazoa; Arthropoda; Insecta; Diptera; Culicidae
Product: odorant receptor 63a-like
Exons: 9
Coding region: 1-1503 (500 amino acids)
Biological process (GO): sensory perception of smell; detection of chemical stimulus involved in sensory perception of smell
Cellular component (GO): plasma membrane
Molecular function (GO): odorant binding; olfactory receptor activity
Source: RefSeq, a predicted model, not a curated record